This is a messenger RNA of Schistosoma haematobium, 10871 nucleotides long. It is a transcript of the gene TLK2, whose product is annotated as Serine/threonine-protein kinase tousled-like 2. Gene Ontology annotation, cellular component: membrane; nucleus. Gene Ontology annotation, molecular function: potassium ion leak channel activity; protein serine/threonine kinase activity; ATP binding. Gene Ontology annotation, biological process: stabilization of membrane potential; potassium ion transmembrane transport; chromosome segregation. The transcript is spliced from 8 exons. Bases 9049 to 10497 code for a protein of 482 amino acids. NCBI's taxonomy places the organism in Eukaryota, Metazoa, Platyhelminthes, Trematoda, Strigeidida, Schistosomatidae. The record is from RefSeq and is a predicted model, not a curated record.
CUCCGGUUUAUCGCGUGAUCUUUCUAACGAUCGUCAAUAUAGUCCAAGUAUUCCGUAUUUUACAUUUCUGUCUCCUUUAAUAUUAUUUUGCUUGAACUAGAACACUUUUUGUCCAUAUGGGGUCGUGAAGAUUGUUAAAUUUUUUUGAAAUCAUGAACUGAUCGAUGUUAUAAUUUUAUUUUAGUUAAUUCUAAUAAGUCAGCCGUUAUUGAGGUAGGGGUACCUUUAGUUUCAUAUCUAGUAUUUUUUAUUGUUUAUACCAUUUUUUAAGUGAUGAAAUUUGACGUUAACACCAAACGCAUCUAUUUAUCAAUAGACAAGCUUGUUUUUUAUCUGCUUAUUCCUAAAGGUUUUCUCUAUGCCGUUUAGUGUUCGCAAGCUAUUUUAGAGUCAGUGGUUACUUAAUUUUAUUUGAGUAAUAUGAUGUUAACUAAUUUCUUUUUCUGAAAAUAAUCGAAUAUUUUUUAUAGACAUGCGUUAAGAGAGAUUGAGAUUCACAAAACGUUACACCAUCCGAGGAUAGUAAAAGUAUUCGAUGUGUUUGAUAUCGAUCAUGAUGCGUAAGUUUAAUUGUCAACUUUCAUAUCUUAACAUUGCAUACACGAAAGCUUAUUCAUUAUCGUUUCCCGUUUUUAUACUAAGAGGAACAUGUAUCCUACAUUCGAUUGAUAGUCACUAUUUCACACAAUCUAAAUUGCGAUGCUGGGUCUCGGUUGGUAAUAAAUUCAAAACAAAGCACAUAAUUUGAUAAAAAAAUUUGUUUAGUGUACAUUAACUCAUACUGGAUUACAAUCACAUUUGGCAUGGGCACUAUUCUACAGAGAAAACCUUGUCAAUUAAUACCACCUACUAAACCAUGAAUCUUGUCCAAUAUAAGGCUUAAGUCAGCUUGACUUCAUAAUGAAGUCGGUAAAUAAUAUUUGGUGUGGGAAAUAUAAUAUGAAAUUUUAAAGUUCAAAUAAAUGUGUAGAUUAUCCUAUUUGAAAUAUUCUUCAUAAAAUAAUAUUUACUUUGUAUAAGCAUUUGAAAUUGAACAUAUUAGCUGAAAGCAGUUCAACUGAAAUCACUGUGAUUUCACGGUUAAGGGGAUCAAAAGCUUUUCCAAAAAAAUUAAAUAAAGUUCUCGUACAACUACCCAAAGCCAGCGUCUACAACACAAAAAAUCGGCAACAAAAUAAGUGAUCAUAAAAAUAUAAAAAUAAUUUCGAAAAUGGAAUGGAGACUGUGGGAUAGUAAUUACUGAUGUAUACAAGAUAUUUAAAAACGUUGAAAAAACCAAAUGUAGAGAAUUAUGGAAUGAUAUUACUUUGAAAAUUUUGGCUUACAUCAACUAAAAUAAUCUGUUGGGAUUCUUCAUCAGACCUCAAGUAGCUUGUGCUAGACUUAAAUAAUUCAUACCUCCAGUUAUUGAUAGUAUAGAUCCGCGGUGUCUUCUGAUUUGCACUUUAUUCAUAUUCCAACUUGCUUUUGUUCUGACCAGCAUCCUACACCUAAGUUGAUGGUAACUGUCUUUGUAUUGUAUUCUAGCCAAUUUUUAAACGUAAUAUGCUCUAUGCAAACGUUCAUCUCCACAUACUCACUUUAUUCACCUUUAAUACAUCACAACUGCUGCUUCAUGAAGGUCUUGUUAUGUUUUCGUGUAAAUAUAUCCUGUGUCAGAUUCACUUGAAUAACACAUCCGAGGUCUAUUUAAGUCAGAAGAUUGUCGUGGUUACUCAGAAAUAUUUAUAAGUAUUUAUCAAGCAUAUAUGUUGUUCUAUAAUUAAUCAUAAUUAGCUCGACUUUAUCUUACAUUCAAGAUCAUAGGACAAAAACAAAAGUCAAUUGUAAACCAGUCAAACGUAAAAAUGAUAGGUGUUCAUCUUGUUGUGCUGAUGAGGUAUGGCAACUUGGGCCGAUGCACAUAUGUGCCUGGUCCUACGUUGUAGCUGACUGACUAACUAAAUACGGCUGUCCAUGUAAAACACUUUACAACCAAAAGAGCAUAGUCAUUUUGUCAAUAAUUAAUUUAACCAAUGAUAUACCAGUAAAGGGGAUGAACCAUGAUUACUAAUAAGUAAUAUAGUCAUAAAAUAAGAAUUUCACACUGGUUUAUUUAAAUGAUCAACUUUUAACUGUGGUUCUAACUAUUAUCCACUCUCUGUAUUUUACUUAAGAACUGAGGUUCUAUAAAAAAUAUUAAUACUAGUAGUCUCAGAGUUCGGGUCAUGUACAUAAUUUCCAUUCUCCAUUGAUUGAUCACUGAGUAGUGACCGAUUUCAUAUACCUCAAAUUCUUAGUGUUGAUCGGAUCCUAUCGAUCAAGUUGCGAUAUAGCCACUAGUCUAAGUGACGACUUCUUGUGCAAUAUAUUAAGAUGCAAGAUGAUGGUUAGAAGUAGUCUUCAAGAAACUCUGAACAUAGGUUUCGUGCUACAUCUCAACAUAAUGUACACGAUCUCGAGUCACGCAGACUAGUGGUACACUACAAAUUGGUUGAUAGAAUCCGAUCACCAAGAUGGACUUGAGAUACAUGAACUUGGUCACUACUCAAUAAUCUAUCAAAUGGUUAUUGCAUCUCAGUCCUACAGGUCAGUCGUGGCCCAAACAGCUAGGUGGUAACGUCUCUGACUGUAAAGCUGGGUGACACGGGGUCAAAUCUUACAGGUAGCAUUAGAUACACUUUGCUAACGAGUGCCAUAUGUCACAAAACUUACGCUCAGGGUUUCUUGUUGACUAACUCUGACCAUUACCUUAUGAUUUUCAUUCAUCUCGCGUUCAGUAUACAAAUAUGUCAUUCAGUUUGCUUAUUCCUGAAAUCAUCACAUAUUCUUAGACUCUCUUUCGUAUAUUUUUGGUUCUGUAGAUUUUGUACUGUACUUGAAUACAGCGAAGGUAAUGACUUGGAUUUCUUUCUUAAACAAAACAAAAGUAUUCCGGAACGUGAAGCCAAGUCGAUUAUAUGCCAAGUGGUUUCUGCUUUGAAAUAUUUAAAUGAACGUAAACCUCCAGUAAUUCAUUAUGACUUGAAACCAGGUAAUAUUUUACUGGGUUCCGGCCAAGUUGCUGGUGAAAUCAAAAUCACGGAUUUUGGUUUAAGUAAACUUAUGACAGAAGAUAAAUACAAUCCAGAGACUGGAAUGGAUUUAACCUCCCAAGGAGCAGGCACUUAUUGGUACUUACCACCGGAAUGUUUUGAGACAGGGCGGGAACCUCCAAAAAUAUCUUCAAAAGUGGAUAUAUGGUCUGUUGGUGUAAUUUUCUUUCAGUGUUUGUUUGGAAAAAAACCAUUCGGUCAUAAUAUGUCCCAAGCUGAUAUUUUGCACGAAAAUACAAUUCUCCAUGCACGAUCCAUUGUAUUCCCUUCCACUACAAAAGUUAGCGACGGCGCAAAAGAAUUUAUUCGAAAGUGUUGUACGUAUAGAAAAGAUCUCCGACCGGAUGUCUUUCAACUUAGCAACGAUGAUUAUCUUAAGCCUAAAGCUCAACUCAAACAUUAUCUCGAUACAUCUACACUCCCUGGUCCUGUCGGUGUCCCACUAAAUAUUGCUACUCCCCCGCCUUCAACUUGUAUUGAUCCCUCAAUCCCCACUCCUGGUAGCAACCAGUGUAUAAUAUCUGGAUUUCCAACAAACAAUCCUGGAAAUUGCGCUGCCCAACCUCACCCACAACAUAUCCUUCAACAUCAACAGCAGGCCACAUCUUUCUCCGUGCUACAGAAUCAGGAAGCUACUCCAUCAUCACAACCUUCAACCUUGCCACCACCAAAUCAGACAGAUUUUAUAACAAGACGUUGUAUUAGUUAAGCAAUAACUGAACGUUAUAAAGCGAAUAUUACACUUCAUCUUUGUUUAACUAAUACAACGUCUUACCAUAAAAGUUUUCUGAUUUGUGAGAAUAUCGCGUCAUUUCAUCGCAAUAUUAGCGAUCAGCGAUGCUGCUCCUUGUAAUAGUUUAGACUAUGAUCAUUGCUCUCUGUCCCUGCGUGUGUAUUAUCAAUUUCUUUUCAAUGUUGAAGCGUAAUAGUCUUUCAUAUUCCCAAUAAGAAAGAUUAUCCUGGAAAUCUUAGUAGAAUAAACCGCUUUUGUCUCUAACCUAUGCGUGAUGUUUCAAUAGUAUUUGAAAUGAAGUUUCAUAAUAAUAUCUGUGUUCGAUACCAUAUGUUUGAUUAUAACAAGUAAUUACAAGCACAAGAUCUGCAAUAUCUCUACAACUUCCCGUAUUAUAUUCAUUCAACUUGUAAAUAAAAAAAUUUGUAUUAAAAAAUCUUAAACACUAACUAGCUGUUAUUUAUCUUCAUUCACAAGUGCUUUCAAGCAAUUUGGCGUUUUUGACAUUUUUUUCUCAUCUUAUGUUAUACUUGAUGUAUGAAUCCGAUUGUAGUCGUUUAUUCAAAGGACAAAAGGUACAGAAUAUGUCAAUCGCUGUGAUGGUGUUGGUGAAUCUUUCUUUAUUAUGCAAUAGUUAGCUCUGUUAUAGGUUUCAAGCUCUUUAUAGAAAUGAUUGAGUACAUGUACGAACUUAACGUACGUAAUAAUUGGGUUUAAAUAGUUUUGAAAGAUGAAGAUUUGUUACAGUAUUUACACAGUUAUAAAGCAGUUGCUUUAGAAGUUACUUCUAAUUUUUUAUGUAUGGCGAAUGAACGGAAGGCGUACGUCGAUUUCAGUGUAUACUUUUCCGUUUCGAUAAUUCCCAUUCUUUUUUUUUACUGUAUUGACCGAUACAAAUUUAAGUUACAUUGACAUCAAAUGAUCGUGUUUUGCAAUAUGAUCACAUUGAAGUACAUUGUACCAAAAAGUUAACUGACUAAUUCCAAAACCACCAAAUGUGUGGAGAAAAUGUAGAGAACUGAUAACCUAAUUCGUUGCAUUUCGAUCAAAUGAAUGUUAAUGUAAAAAUGUUGGCGCUGGUGACUAAUAACCUUUGUUCUGCGCUACAGGAAUAUUAGUAAAGUUCCGGUUCCAAUAAUUACCCCUUUUAACUUAUAAAGAAACCAUAACCUUUUACUAGGGUAUUUUGUAAGCUGUUAGAAACAGUGGCUUAAUGAUUAAAGCCUUCUUUCAACCUAUAAUUCGCUGGUUCGGACUCUUCUCCACUUAUGUCAAUUUGGACAGCUGACAACCCUCACAUUUAAAGUAAGGCUUAAAUCUGAGUACACAAUCUUAUAUAUGAGUUUCAUCCCGACGAAUUACGCGGAGGAAUUGGAAUUUAUUCUCGAAUGGAAUCUAACACAGUUAAUCGUACCAAUCGGUUUGUCUAAAAGAAUGAAGAUUUGACUCGUAUAGUUGAUACCAGUACGGAAUUACUCGUACAUUUAUUUGUAGUUUUAUCAGGAUCUCAGUCGGCUAUGUUUCAAUAUUUUAAACCUUUCACACGACCAAUUUUCGAUAAAUUGUUGAAUAAACUUGUUGAAAACAAUCUGUUAUUUUCAGAAAGUUAAUUGAUCCUUUUUCUAAACCAAUAAAGUGGACUAAUAGCAUAAGUAAAAGGGAAUCCAAAGCUGAUUAAUUCUUAAGGGAUAUAUUUGUAUUCACAUCCGAAUACCAGGUUCUCUGGUGUUUAUGACUGAUAAAUAGUCAAAGUCAUACUGUUUACACAAAUCCGAAUUCGUUCCAGAAAGUUUGUAACUGCUCAUUAUUCUGAUUUGGCUGCCCAUUCACUUUCAGAUCAUAUAGGUUUUUCCUGGUUCUUUAAUUAUCCUAAAGUUAUUACUUUGAAAAAAAGAUCAUUUAUUACGAUGGAAACUGAUGUAAAGAAUCUUGUCGCGAAUGUAUGAUACAGCAGAUUCUGAUAAUGAACUUUGAAGUAUAAAAUGCUUCUCUCAAGACUCAAGAAAUUCUUACACCACUAAAAAGAUAUAUUCAAAUCUUGGACAAAAAUGUCCCAUACUAUCAUGAUUCUCAAUGGUACUAGUUUUAGAAUAAUCAAGAUAGCUAAAUCUGCUUAACUGAACAAUUCGGGGUAAUUCUUCAUGCUAUGAAUAUGGAGAACUAGUCGAUCUGAUCGAUAUCGUGAUUCUAUCUAACCUUAAACUGGAGUCAAUUAUAAUCUCAAUGAAAUCGGAACAUAAAUUCAUUUGUAAAUAAAUAUGAAUUACAAUCUGUUGGGAUAUUCAGGAAAAUAUCCCGAAAAUUAUCCUGUUAAGCCUGAUGCUAUCCUUGGACAUGAAAUGGUAUCAUCUUAUUGGUCAAUAUUUAUUUAACGUGUCAUUUUCCUACUGGCCAUUAUUGUACAAUGUUAUUUUCUAUUUUAUGGUACGUUGUGGUCUGCUUGACUGGUAUAUAAACAAAGUAUGUUUGAAAUAUAAUGAUUCAUAUAUCCGAGGCUGUGACUUAUGUUCUGGACUUAACUGGCUGGGUUAGACAGGGAAGCGGGACCAAUCAGAACCCUAGGCCGUUCUACGUGUUUGUGCGUCUUUGGUCCGAUCAAUAAUUCGCUACCCCUUAAUCAGCAGCAUUAUUUUUCACAGUUAUAACACAAUCAUUCAAAUAGUCAUUGAAUAUAGGCUUCAAUAUGAUUAAUAUUAGAGCUUGGAUUAUGAUAAGGCCAGGUGAUAGGUUUUGAUUGUCGAUAAAUGAGUAUGGAGUAUUUAUUGGUAAAUAUGGAUAGUGAAUAUUGUCGAGUUUCUUAAGAUUUAGAUUAAGUUAAUGCCUUAAGAAAAUGAAAGCAUUAGAAUGUAAUGGGGAUCGAGAAGAAUUUUAAAAGAGGGUAUCUAUAAAAUGAUCUAGGUUUAGUGGGGAAUACAGAAAGAUUAGAGAAGAUUCUUAUAAAUGUUAAGCCUGACAUUCGUUUCUGAGUCAAUUCAAGUCGACCAUAAAUUUCUCAUUUCAAUUGUUCCAUCGUGCUAAACUUAACUGCAAGUAUUCGCUAGGUAUUGUAGUUAGUUUAUUUGCGCAAUAAAUACAUGGUAAGUUAUAAUUAGUAAGAUGUAGUCAACAGAUGAUUUGUGAAACUAGAACAGUAUGGAUAAAAUACAAAGUCGCAAACAAAUUGUUACCCAUUAGCAUUACAUCUAAACAUAUUCAUCCCCAAUCAUCCACUCCACAGUAUUAGGAAAAAAAAUCAAAGCUUUUUCGCUGGCUGUCAUCAGUAAAUCAUUAAGAUUUAAGUCGUUACUUUCAGAGGUUGAGCUAGAUGAAUGAAUAGCUUUCUGUAAAUAUUGUGCUAUUGAAAGGUGCACCAAAGUAGUACUAACUAAAAUUACUUUAGCGUAACAAGAAAAUUUAUAUGAAUUGUGAAAAAGGUUCCGUCAACUUUACAAUCCAAUAAUCAUUUACGUCUUAAGCGAAUUUAAAUCAUGUUUAUCUUAAUUAUGCUGUAAACAAGUAUGUCAUCAGUAAGCCACACUAUUCGCAUCAAAUCAAGGGUUUUGGAUUUUACUACCAGUCAUAGUUCAAAUAUAAUGAAAACUGAUCAAAGGAUAAGAUAAAAAAUAAUCCACUGAUGGCACAACAUAUAACAACGAAGAUAAAUUAAUUAGUCUCUAAUAGAAACAACGAGAAAGUAUUUUUUUAAAUAAAAUUAUGUUCAGGAUCUUUUUCAAACUGUCCUAUAUUGUUUCAUUCAACACUUAGAUAUAUACAGUGACUGAUGUAAUAAUUAAAAUCUGUUCAGUAACUGAAUUUUGCAGAUUGAAUCAUACAGCUUGACUUUGGUACCAUUUGCUAGAAGAAAUCCAGGUUGUCUGGUUCCUUGUGAAUAUGCGUUAUUUCUUUCUUGCAACGAUAAUUAUAGGUACAAUUUUCUCUGCAUGAUGUUUGUUAACUUUUCUGAAUCACGGUCAUGUUUAUUGAUUUCACAGAGACUUGUUUCACUUUGAUUCUGUCUUUGUAAACAUCAAAUUGCCUUCUGCACUUCUAAUAUCUUAUUCGGUUACAUCUUUGGGGAUUAUCGCUGAAGAGGUGCGUAUCAGUUACUGCCUUUUCGAGUUCCCAAUAGUCUAUCCUCGUUAGAACUUUCUUCACCGUUUGUAUUCUUAGUUACGAUAGACCAAAUCGAACUAAACCUUAAGAUAAAACAAAAAAAGUCAUGUUAUAAAGUCUAUCAGGAUUGUGUUGUUUUCUGUCAGUUAUCAACACCAUAGAACGUACAACAUUUUUAUAGAUCUAGUGACAUGAUUUAUCUGGUUUGCUCGUUAAUUCCUAAUAAUUGUUUAGGUAUUUGAUAAUAAGGUGGUGUUAAAACAGAAGUGGCUAUUUGGACACGGGAAUAAGAAAAUUUUCCGUGGCUGAUUUACAUCUGUAGAAUCACUGAAAUUCAGUGUUGUCAGAAGUCUUCAAUAAUUCCUUGGAAGAGUCAGAAAAAAUUCUGAAAUUACUUCGACCAGUUAAUGCUCUUAGGAAACUGUUAAUAGAAAUCUUUACGAUGUUUUAUUGUUCUUUUCUUACCCCGAUCAGACAACUACCUAUUUUAGCAUACUUUCGGACAGCUUCUAAGAUCUUACUAUCAUGUGAGGUCCUAUAAAUACCUUUGUAUUUUGUAUAUAAUCGAAUAUCGAAAUACAGAAUCUUGUAAAUAUGUAUAAUCGGUGGCAAACCUGGCCUAAAUACUAACAUCGAAGUAUUCAUUGUCAAACAACGAUUCUUGAAAAGAACGAAUAAUUCUUAAAGUAUUAACAAUGAUAAAUUAAUCUUCAGAUGAAAUUACUACGGUACCCACUAAUGAAAUUAAAUUCUAGAAGGGUAAAUAGUUUAUUACAACUAACCCGCAAACGGUAAAUCAUAAUAAUAAAUAACAUUUACCAUUAUUCCAAUAUCUUAAUAAGUAUAUAAUGUUGAUCCUACAUUAAAUGUGGAUUAAGCAGCUAGAUAUGAUAAUGCAUGUUGAUACCCUUAUUUGAUUAAAAUGAAUUCUUGUAAACUCAUUUUGUUUGUUCAACUAAUUUGAAAUAAUGAUGUGAAAAUUUAUAUCAUUUACAUGUCUAUCCCUCUAUCAAUCGAAAAAGGUUACCAAUUAACAUGCUUAUUUAACCAAUCAUAAUUAUUCACUUUAUUAUCUGAGUAUAUAUAUGAUGAUUAAAGCAUUAGUGGACUGGUAAAUACCAGUCAAUUGUGAAGUGGUUCUUUUACUCCAUGGAAGAAACACAACUAUCUAAUGACUUUAAUUUUACAUCGAAAACUAUCACAACUGAAGUUGUUGAUGAAUAUGGCAGUUCCAUCGUUUCAACUAUUAAAACAAAAAAACGUCGUUCUGGAAAAUAUUGUUUACAUUAUUUAAAAAUAAUCCUCAAAAAUAUUGGCUUAACUCUAUUAUUAAUUGCAUACCUAUGUGCUGGAGGUUUUAUAUUUCGAUCACUUGAAAUAUACAAUGAAGCGCAAGAUUGUUUUCAACGUCAGAGUAGUUAUUUGAAGAAACUCAAUUCAACUACACUCAGGGUCAUUGGCACGAUAAAAUCAAUUGAUUCUGGUAAUGUGGAUAAUACACAGACAUUAGAUGAAGUUAUUCUGAGUAUGCUGAAUGAUUAUGCAAAUGAUUUAUUUGCGUUAGACGUGAAACCAUCAACAAAUUGUACAGCUAUAUUGGAUACAUCAGAUGGUUCAAAAUGGAAUUUAGUUAAUUCAAUUUUUUUCUGUGUAACGGUAAUAACAACUAUAGGCUAUGGACAUAUUGCACCAGUUACAUUUUGGGGCCGAAUAACCUGCAUUAUUUAUGCUAUCAUUGGUAUACCAUUAAUGCUGAUCUAUCUAGCUAUUAUUGGUAAUUUACUUGCACGAGGGUUUCGUUUGAUCUUCUUAAAUUUGGUUUGUUGUCGAUGUUUCUAUGACAUAAUAAGACGUAAACGUGAACGACGUAGAAAACGUAUGCGUCAGUGGGAAGAAAGUCUUCGUGAACAUGAAGAAGAAGAGGCUAGACGAAGAGGAUUACCAUUACCUCCGAAAAAGGUUCAGUCGAAUACCCAAGAUGAUUAUGAUGACGAUUAUGAAAGUGACGACGAAGAUGAGAACGCUGAAGAGGAUAAACUACAUGUUCCAUUGACAGUCAGUGUUAUUGUCCUAUCUAUAUAUACAUUAAUUGGUGCUGUGAUAUUUCCAGCAUGGGAAGAUUGGUCAACAGCUAAUGCUGCUUACUUCUCAUUUAUUACAAUAUCAACAAUUGGAUUCGGUGAUUUAGUUCCAGGGAAUGGAAGAUUUACUGAGCCUAAAACUGCAACUGAACUACUUGUCGGUGGUUUAUAUUUACUAUUUGGAUUAGCUUUAUUAUCAAUGUGUUUAAAUUUAAUGAAAGAUGAAAUUAUCGCCAAAGUUCAUUAUAUUUGUACUUGUAUUGGUUUGAAAAACAAUAUAGCACACAAUGAUGAUAAUGAUGGUGAUGAAAAUCAUUUAAACAAUAUUAAUCAACAAUUAUUUAAUCAACUUGUAAAACAAAAAGAAUCAUCUACAAUCAUAACACAUAAUGAUAAAAAUAAUGAACAGCUGAACAAAGAAACAGCACAAUUAAUAACCACAUCAAGAAAGACCGAACAAUCUGAUAAUUAUCAAACAAAGGAAUAUGAUAAUGAAGCAUUUCAGAAAGACAGAUAAAUCAGCUUUUUAAAUAAAAUUUUUAAAAAAGUAACUAAACAAGUGGGUAAACAAGUUUAUUCAGUGAUUUCCUUAUUUUUAUCAUGUAAAAUCUAAUCAUAUGCUAUUUGAAAAAUAAACCCUAUUGACCGAUACAUAUUUAAACAAACUAUAUACAUGACAACAAGUUCUCUUUAUGAAUUGAUUAAUGUUAAUUGUUGUUCUGGCUUUACUCACAUUCACAAAAAAAAGAAAAGAUUGUAUGAAAAUGCUACUUACAAACAUAAUAUUAUUUUCCUUCAAUGUUUUUUACAGAUUUAUCAUGAAAGUGUUGUUGUUAUCGUCUAAAGUUAUUUUGCCGCAUGCUUCAAUUUUGUGUUUGUUUCCAUAUAUCU